AUGGAGGAUAUCCUCAACGAUAUAAUUUCGUUGAGUGAGAAGAAGCGGGGGGAGAAGAAGUUGGGCAAUCAACAGGGUGACCAUCAGGAUAUCCACCAGGAUGAUAACCAAACAAAAAUAAGCGCGGGCAGACGCCACGAGGGGAAGAACAACCAAGGGAGAAGAAAGCAGAAACUGGAAAGUGAUCUCCCUGGGGGUGCUGUUCCUGCUUCCACCGAAGAUGCCCCCCCGUCUAGCACGUGGGACUCCUCCACCGUGUGCUCCGUGGAUGAGGACAUGAGCGUGGAGAAGGCUAAUCUGUUCAGCCGGAUAAUUAAUGAAAGGAGGAAGAUUAAAGGCGACAGAAGGGCAAGCCUUGAGAAGACAAAUUUUGGGGACAUCGAACAAGGCAUUCAUCAAGUUACUCUCCAGGGCACGCAGAGAUGUGUAGAUGCUCCGCACGACUACUCAAUAGAUGAACACACACCUCUAUGUCAACAUCCCAACACCUUCAACUCCUACCUCCUCACCGUUAACCAAAUCAACACACAAAUUUCUUCCAUAUAUAAAAACAUAGACAAAAUAAAUUCAUGGAAAGAGAAAAUAGACUUCAACAUUUACGAUACGGAAGAGUUAAACGCGAAAAUAAAUUCAACCAUAAAAAAUACGGAACACAUUAUAUCACAAGUAAUGACUAGCAUUUUCAGUUUGAACGAAGAGAACAAACAGUUUGAGGCAAGUACUCAUGUGGUGAGUGAAAUCAAACUCCGCACAAACAUAUUUAUCGACGUUGUACAAAAAUACAAAGCAUGUAUUAACAAGUACAAGAACAUUUGCCACCACUAUUAUGAACACGUUAAUGCAAAUUUGCUGAAACAGUAUAGGCUCAUUUGCCCUAAUGUUAUUGAUGCUGAAGAUGGGGGCAGGAAGAGAAAGACUAAUAGCACUACGUCACAAGGGAAAGUAUGCAAAGGGGGUAGAGAAAAAUCGAGAACCGACUUGGAUGACAUCGAACAUUUUUUUAAUUUGCAAAAAAAAAAUAACUACGGCAACUUGGGGGAGCAUGUACAUGCACACCCAGAAAAUGCUGAUGGGGUUAACAUACAAAAAAUGAAAAAAAAAUACAAAGAACUGAAGGCGCUGGAAAAAAACAUCUCUGCACUCAAUGAUCUGUACAUCGAAUUAGCUUAUGUUGUAAAAAAGAGAACUAAUUAUAUUAAUAGCAUAGAAAAUAAUGUAUAUCAAGUGAAGGAUUAUACAGACGACGCAAUCCAUAAUAUUGUUGCCGCCAAGAGGUACAAUGCUCUUGUCAAAAGAAAAAUUUUCUAUUUCAGCCUUUUCCUUCUUGUCAUCGCCCUUAUCAUUUUAUUCCCCAUUUUUUUUAACUACUCCACCUAUUCACUUAGGUAG
Messenger RNA from Plasmodium knowlesi strain H, 1389 nucleotides. Its product is annotated as syntaxin, putative. Gene Ontology annotation, cellular component: membrane. Bases 1 to 1389 code for a protein of 462 amino acids. The record is from RefSeq and is a predicted model, not a curated record. Gene Ontology annotation, biological process: vesicle-mediated transport. NCBI's taxonomy places the organism in Eukaryota, Apicomplexa, Aconoidasida, Haemosporida, Plasmodiidae. The transcript has a single exon.